Closterium sp. Naga37s-1 is the source of this 3744-nucleotide messenger RNA. Lineage: Eukaryota; Viridiplantae; Streptophyta; Zygnematophyceae; Desmidiales; Closteriaceae. The record is from the annotation of a GenBank genome assembly.
AUGAUUCCCAGCCCGCCUUUUUCCGCCUCCCCGAUCCCCGCUGGCUCAGUGGGCGCGGCGCUACCGUACAGCAAUAAUGGCUCCGCGGAGGUGAGCGCUGACACGUCUGAAAUCUCGAGUAUUCUCACGCGGUUUUCAUGCGGGGAAGCUGGCUCAGUGGGUGCUGUGCUAGCGUACAGCAGUAAUGGUUCUAUCGUCUCUCCUCAGCCCUCCUCGUCUCUCCUCCCCUCUCCUCGUUUCUCCUCCCGUCUCGUCGUCUCUCCUCCCCUCUCAUCGUCUCUCCUCCCGUCUCGUCCGUCAUGGCAGUGGGAUCCCAUCGGCUUCUGGGACGACCCUCCUGCUCCGCUUCUGCAGCCUCCUCCAAACUCUUCGCUUCCUGCCUUCCCGUCCUCUGGCCCUGCGCCACUUCCAUCAUCACUCGAAUCUGCUCCAGCUUUCACUUCAGGCAUACCGUCCACUGCAGCUGCCGUCACUUUCGCACCACCUGCUGCCACUUUCACACCACCUGCCUUCGCUGCUCCUGCUCCCGCUUCCAUACCGUCCUUUGAAGGGAAUCUUUCAUCUCCGUUAUUAGCCUCCCAAAUAAGCGGCCUUGCCGGCCAGUCGCCUCACUUUGAGCCCAUGCAAUUCCCUGCAGGCAAUGCAUCCGCUGCGGCUCCUGCCACCACAGCCUUUGCUGCUGCAUCUGCUCCCGCCGGAGGGGGGAGUGGGGGUUACAGCGCACUGCUUUCCGAUAUGUCGUUUCUGGACUCAGAGGGGGAGGAGGAGGAGGUGGAGGAGGAGGAGGAGGAGGAGGAGGAGGAGGAGGAGGAGGAGGAGGAGGAGGAGGAGGAGGAGGAGGAGGAGGAGGAGGGGGAGGGGGGGGGAGGAGGGGGAGGAGGAGUAGGAGGAGGAGGAGGAGGAAGAGAGGGAGAGGAGUGUGUGGGUUUUGAGUCAGGCGAAGGUGGAGGUCCUGGGUUGAUGGCAGGGGUUGCAGCUGUAAAUCCUGGAGCUUGUAUAGGGGCUGCAGGGACUGCAGGAACUGAGGCUCACAUGAUGGGAGCUGCACAGCAGCAGCAGCAGCAGCAGCAGCAGGAGUAUGUAUCCCUGCAGCAGCAGAUAGUGCAGGAGGCAUCAGCGGCGGCUGUCAUAACCGCCGACUCACGAGCAACGCCUGUGACAGAAUCAGCCAUGCAUUGCCCCGUGCCCCACGCAGUGCAGGGCGGUGGCGCAUGCAGCAUGGCGGCGUUUGGCAGCAUGGACUCGUUCUCAGGAGAGGCUCGCGUAGUGGCGCGCUUCAGUCAGUUGUGUAACGAGGCUGCUGCUGAUGCUGCCUCAGGGGGAAGUGCGGGAGUGUGCAGAAUGGAAGCGGCAGAGGCGGAAAUGCGGGGUGAGAGAGAGGCGCAGCAAGUGCAGGUGCCUGGGAUACCUCCGCAGCCAGAACAGGCGUGGCGGGUUUUGGUGCAGGGGCAAGGUCAGCUUCUAGGGCAGCCACAAAUGCACGGGCACAUUCAGUUGCAAGAGCAAGGGCAAAAGAUGCAGGCAGCAGCAGUGGCGCAGUAUCAGCAAGAUGCAGUGCAAGCAGCGCUUAGCGCGGAGUGGCAGCGCGGCGCUUCACAGAAGGCGUUGUAUGACGCUGCCAACGAUGCGGGGCGUCCCCAACCCAUCCCUGGUGCUGCUGUUUCCGCUGCUGCUGCUCCUGUUUCUUACUCUGCUGCUCCUGCUGCUGCUGUUGAUGGUGGUGGUGGUGGUGGUGGUGGUGAUGGUGCUGCUGGAAUGGGGGGGAGUGGGCGCACUGUUGGGAGUUCAAGUGCUGCUGAUGCGUGUGCGCGUUGCAAAUGCCAGGUGGGAAAAGCGGGCGGAGUUGGUGGUGGUGGGGAGGGUGGAGGAGGGGGAGAAGGAACAGGAGGAGCAGCAGCAGCAGGAGGAGGAGGAGAAGGAGGAGCAACGGCGAGUGACAGUCAGAGUAGGCCCAGGUUAUCUCUGGCAGAACGGCUGGCAGCAGCAUUGGGGGAGGAGUUUGGCGCUGACACAGGGGAGAAGGAAGAGCCAGCUAAGCCAGACGAGGAUACAGGGAAGAAAGGGAGAGGGCGAGGUAGGGGCAGAAAGCGGGAGAGAAGCAAACCCGUGGCUACUACAGUUGGUCCUACGGCAGGCUUUUGGGCUGCACUCGGGGUGAUGGAGCAGGACGGAAGGGGGAGGCAGGGAAAGAGGCCCGCUGAGGAGAGUGCGAGUGGUUGGAGCGGGGGAGGGUUAGGGGAGGAGUGGAAAGGGGUGAUGGGGCGUGCAGGCGUGAGCACAGGGGGUGGGUCUGGGUCGACUGAGUUGGCAGGGGUGGCGGGGGCGAGAGCGGCAACAGGCACAGGGGGAAGGAUGGGUCAUCCUCAUGGUGAGGGUGUGAUGGGGGUAGGAGAGCGAGGUGCAGUGGGGUGUGGUGGGGUGUGCGGGGGUAAUGAGGUGAAGGUGGCGAAGCAGGAGGUUAUGGCCACGAUCCGGCAGAAGUGUGAGGAGCUGCUGCCGCUGGUGAGUGCGCGCGGCAGUGCGGAGCAGCGCGUGGCGGUGUACUUCCUGGAGGGCCUCAUGGCGCGCAUCAAUGGCGAAGGCGCCCUGCACUGGAACUCCCCCAACGUGCCGCCCCACGAUGACUUCAUGCGGGCCAUGUCGGACAUAUCAGCGUGCAUGCCGCACCACCACUUCCUGCUCUCCGCAUGCAACGCAGCGCUGCUGUCCGCCAUCUCGCCUACCGACACCGUCGUGCACGUGGUGGACUUUGGCUGGUGGAUCGGCGCGCAGUGGCCCGACUUCAUCGCCUCUCUUGCUGCCCGCCCGGGCCCUAAGCCCCUGCUCCGAUACACCAAGAUCGAGUCACCAGCAAGCCAGUGUCCAUGGCGAGUGCUACCGCAAGUACCGCUAGCAGACUGCAAGGCCAUUCUCACGCGCGCAGCAGCCAAUGCGGGCAUCCGGCUAGACUUUGCCGUGGUGGAGUGCUCUCUCGAGUCUAUCGACUCCCACAUUGCACAGCACCGCCCACCCCUUAGCUCUGCUUCCGCCUCGAAUGCACCUGCCAUCGCUGACAGCCAGAAUCCGUCUGCUUCUGCUGGUGGUGGUGCGGAUGGUGCUGUGGUGCCGUGGAGCAUGGUGCGGAGCAGCACGGAGGAUAGUCUUGGCAGCAGGAGCAGCAGUGACCCAGGCCAGGGAGAUGCAGCAGGCAGGGGAGGAACAGAGGCGCUUCUUGUGCACGGCAUCAUGCGUCUGCAUCUGCUCCCAGGGGGCUCUGUUGUCCGCCACUCCCCCCGCGACGCUGCGCUGCGCGCCCUGCGCCGCCUCUCCCCGCGCGUGGCUGUUCUCGGAGAGAGGCACGUGGAUCACGAUGGGCCGUUCUUUCUUAGGCGAUUUGGGGAAGCCCUACCCUUCUACCUCUCUGUGUUUGAAUCCAUGGAAGCAGGGCUUGCACCGCCGCGGCUGCAUUCGUCAAGGGAUUUUAUCGAAAAGGCGAUCCUAGGGAGGGACAUUGUGAACGUGGUGGCUUGCGAGGGCUCGCUGCGGGUCGUUCGGUCGGAGCCUUUGGGGAAGUGGAUGAGCCGAAUGAGAGAGGCGUCGUUUGCUGCUCUGCCGUUUUCAGACCAUGCCCGGCAUAAAGUGGCGGCGGCCAUGUCCCAGUUCCCGAGGGAGUUUGGGGUGCAGGAGCAGGAUGACGGGGGGCUUCUGAUGACUUUCAAGGGGCAGCCGAUGCUGGCUGUCGGCAUGUGGAGGAUUGCCUGUUGA